Closterium sp. NIES-65 is the source of this 1296-nucleotide messenger RNA. The record is from the annotation of a GenBank genome assembly. Lineage: Eukaryota; Viridiplantae; Streptophyta; Zygnematophyceae; Desmidiales; Closteriaceae.
AUGGACGCUCGGGGGGGGGGUCGUGGGACUCGCGGGGGUCGCGGGCGUGGUCGCGCGAGAGGCAAGCGAGGCGGCGAGUCUGACGCAGGCGACGGGUCCACGGUCGCUCCCAAGGCUCGCAGUCGCAAAUACGAUCUGGAUUUUCUGGUGCGCGAGUCCCUUGAAGCGAAGGAGCUUAAAGCGAAAUGGGCUGCAGCUGCUGCUGCUAGGAAAGCAGAGGAAGAGGAGAAAAAGAGGGGGGAGGCUGGGGGUGGGGGAGAAGAGGGGGAAGUGGAGGGGGGAGGAGAAGGCGGGGAGAAGGGAAGGAAGAGAAAACUGGAGGGGAAGAACGGGGGUAACGAGGAGGAGAGGGAGACGGUUGAGGAUGGAGGGAGAGGAAGAGGGAGAGGAAGAGGGAGCGUGAGAGGAAGAGGGAAGGGAAGGGAUGCUGCUGCUUCUGCUACAGCAGGCACCACGAUUAGCGGCAGGAGAAGAGGGAGGAGUGCCGCUGUAAGGGGUGCAAUUUUAGGGGGAGAUGGAGACGGGGCAGAUGACACGGUGACUGGUGGUGGUGGUGGUUCCGAGGGGGAGAAGGGGGAGAAUGAGGAAGUGAAAGAGAAAUGGGGACGCACAGGGAGAAGAAGAGGCAGGUCCGGGGGUGAGGGGGAGGAGGAGAAGGUGGGAGAGGGAAAGGAGAUGGGGGGAGAGGAAGAGGAGGCAGAAAAAGUGGAGGGGAGGAGAGAAGAGGAGGAGAAAAGAGAGGAGAUGAGUGAGGAGGAGGAGGAGGAGGAGGAGGAGGAGGAGGAGGAGGAGGGGAUGGAGUGGUUGGGUGGGUUUGGAGGAACGAGAAUGGAGGGGAGGGGGCACAAGGAGGAGGAGAAGGGGGAGGCGUGGAAGGUGGAGGCGGGGGAGGGGGAUGAGGGGGAUAGUGAGGGGGACGAGGAGCACAGGGCGCUGCAUGCGGCUUUGAAGGAAGUUCAGACGGCCGUUGACAGCUGUCAGCAGGUAAGGGGGUGGUGCGGGACGCACAUUCACAACCCCUCUUUCAACCCCCCCCCCUCUCCCACCUCGCCAUUCCCCAUCACCGCGCUCGCCACCCCCCUUGCUUCACCCCACCUGUCGUCCGCCGUAUUCCCUCCCUCCCCACUCCCAUCACCAUCCGUAACCCCCCUCUCCUCACUCCCCCGCCCUGUCCCUCGUUCCCAUGCUCUUCCUUCAGCUGGUGGAGGCGCAUGGCAUGGCAUGCCUCGCCUCUCCGUGACCACCAUGCCUCCUCAACCGCUGUUGUUACUGCUGCGUGCUGCUUACCUUAACUGA